AUGCAGGAGAAGGCCGGCUGGAUGAAUCAAGGUCAGCGAUCGCGGUACAUCAAGACGGGUGGCAUCGUCGCCCUCGUCUUGUUCGUACUGUACUACCUGCUGCCGGGCUCGUCAGGCUCAGUAGCAACCUUCCCCAGCGGCGGUGAUGUUGCCUCAGACCCUUCCAUGGGCACCACCAAAUGCACACGUCCCUACUCUUCCACCAAGCCCCUGAUCCAAUACGCUCUCAUGGUCGACGCCGGCAGCACUGGCUCGCGUAUCCACGUCUACCGCUUCAACAACUGCGGACCCACACCUGAACUCGAGAAAGAGCACUUUGAGAUGACUGCGAAAAAGGAGGGUGGUUCCGGACUGAGUUCCUACGACUCGGACGCCGAGGGCGCUGCAAAGAGCUUGGAUGUGCUGCUUGAAGUCGCCAUGAAGAACGUUCCCGACAAGCUCAAGGGCUGCACUCCGAUCGCCGUCAAGGCUACCGCUGGUCUGCGCAAGCUGGGCCCGGAGAAGAGUGAUGCCAUCCUCAAGGCUGUUCGCAACCGUCUCGAGACCCAAUACCCCUUCCCCGUUGUCAGCGAGGCCAACGGAGGCGUCGAAGUCAUGGAUGGCAAGGAUGAGGGCGUCUACGCUUGGAUCACAACAAACUACCUGUUGGGCAAGAUUGGCGGCCCAGACAAGACCCCCACCGCUGCUGUUUUCGAUCUUGGUGGUGGCAGCACUCAGAUUGUCUUCGAGCCCACCUUCGCUCAGGCCAAGGAUGGCGGUAUGCCCGAGCAGCUUGCAGAGGGUGACCACAAGUACAAGCUCUCUUUCGGUGGUCGCGACUUCACCUUGUACCAGCACUCUUACCUGGGCUACGGUCUCAUGGCUGCCCGCGAGAACCUGCACAAGGUUGUCAUUGAGAACAUGCACAAGUCGAACCCCGACUCCAACGCCUGGCUGACCAAGCCCGUACUCAACCCCUGCUUGAUUCCUGGCAGUACUCGCGAGAUCAAGGUCCCUCUUGGUGAGGGCAAUGCUCUCGGUACAUCUGUUACUGUCAACAUGACCGGCCCUACCACUGGCUCUGCUCCUCAAUGUCGCGCUAUCGCCGAGCAAACCCUCAAGAAGGAAGAAGAGUGCAAGAUCUCUCCUUGCGCUUUCAACGGUGUUCACCAGCCUUCGCUCUCCAAGACCUUCGCCCGCGAAGACGUUUACCUCUUCAGUUACUUCUACGAUCGUGCCCAGCCUCUUGGUAUGCCCGAAUCCUUCACUCUUUCCGAGCUCAAGGACUUGACCGCUCGUGUCUGCGAGGGUCCUAAGAGCGAGACCAAGGCCUGGGACGUCUUCAAGCCAAUCUCUGGCGCAAUCAAGGAGCUUCAAGGCCGCCCGGAGACUUGUCUGGAUCUGAACUUCAUGGUCGCUCUUCUGCACACUGGAUACGAGAUGCCCAUUGAUCGUGAGGUCAAGAUUGCCAAGAAGAUCAAGGGCAACGAAUUGGGUUGGUGUUUGGGUGCCAGGUAUGUCUACACACACAAAGGAAAGUCAAGUCAAAUGCAUACUAACAUGUCUGUANGUCUUCCUCUUCUUAGUCAGGAGAGUGGCUGGUCUUGUAAGAUCAACCAAGUUGCGUAG
Aureobasidium vineae is the source of this 1608-nucleotide messenger RNA. NCBI's taxonomy places the organism in Eukaryota, Fungi, Ascomycota, Dothideomycetes, Dothideales, Saccotheciaceae. The record is from the annotation of a GenBank genome assembly.